Molecule: messenger RNA, 4864 nt
Organism: Patella vulgata (common limpet)
Lineage: Eukaryota; Metazoa; Mollusca; Gastropoda; Patellidae
Product: 2-amino-3-carboxymuconate-6-semialdehyde decarboxylase
Exons: 10
Coding region: 76-1110 (344 amino acids)
Biological process (GO): secondary metabolic process
Cellular component (GO): cytoplasm; cytosol
Molecular function (GO): hydrolase activity; carboxy-lyase activity
Source: RefSeq, a predicted model, not a curated record
CAACACCAGCUGAGGUGAGCUUUCAAGGGGUAUAUUUUGUUAUCAAUGUUGUUUUGACAUUAUAAGCAGUUAGACAUGAAAGUAGAUCUGCAUACGCAUAUAUUACCAGCAUCAUGGCCAAACCUUAGAGAGAGAUAUGGUUAUGGAGGAUUUAUACAGUUAGAACAUCAUUGUGAAGGUAAAGCUCGUAUGAUGAAAGAUGAUGUGUUCUUUAGAGAAAUUGAUUCUAACUGUUGGUCACCUGAAACCAGAUUAAAAGAAAUGGAUAAAACAGGUGUUACAGUACAAGUCUUAUCUACUGUACCUGUAAUGUUUAAUUAUUGGGCGGAACCGAAAGACACAGUUGAUUUAUCUCAAAUAUUAAACAAUGAUCUAGCAGCAUCAGUUAAAUCUCAUCCACAUAGAUUUGUUGGACUGGGAACAUUACCAAUGCAAGCACCAGAACUGGCUGUUGAAGAACUACGUAGAUGUAGAAAUGAAUUAGGAUUUCCGGGUGUACAGAUUGGGUCACAUAUAAACCAAUGGAAUUUAGAUUCCCCAGAAUUAUAUCCAGUGUUUGCUGCAGCUGAAGAAUCAGAAUGUUGUAUAUUUGUUCAUCCGUGGGAUAUGGAACAAUCAGGCCGAAUGAAGAAAUAUUGGUUACCAUGGUUAGUAGGAAUGCCAGCUGAGACAACAACUGCUAUGUGUGCAAUGAUAUUUGGAGGUGUUUUAGAAAGAUUUCCUAGAUUGAAAGUUUGCUUUGCUCAUGGCGGUGGAGCGUUUCCCUUCACAGUAGGAAGAAUAGAACAUGGCUUUAAUGUUCGACCUGAUUUAUGUGCUACUGAUAAUAAUAUUAGCCCACGCCAGUAUUUAGGUCAGAUUUAUACUGAUUCUCUUGUACAUGAUAAACGGGCUCUGGAAUUACUUACUGAUGUCAUAGGAAAGAACCGGGUGAUAUUAGGAAGUGACUAUCCAUUCCCACUCGGAGAACAUCAUCCAGGUGAACUUAUAGAAUCCAUGCCAAAUUUUACACAGGAUUUAAAGGAUCAAUUAUUGUGGUCGAAUGCAUUUGAAUUUCUGGGUUUGGAUCCAAAAGACUAUCUUCCAAAAAUUACAAAUGGAAAGCACUAAGGUCUGAGAAUGUGAUGAAUCAUACAUAAAGACUAAAGAUGAAUCAUUGUGCUAUACAGCAGAUGUUUUUAAACAAGGGCAACAAGUUGUAGGUUCAGAAUUUCUCCACAUGUAUACUAUAUAGUAUUUUAUUGUAAAGACUAUUAUUCUAAUCUAAUUAAGAACCUAGUUAAUAUAAACAGUGUUGUAUGAUUGAAUAAUAUAAAAUUGUUAUUACUUUAUUUACCUCAUAUGAAUAAAUCGAUCGAAAUGGUAAAUUUCAAAUAGUCAUAAAUUUAGGUGAAUCUUCCAUUUAUUUAUUUUUUGUAUCAAAAUGUGUUUGGUGAAAAAGAGUAGAGUACUUUUGAUUCUUGAUGAUUAUAACUUUAAGAACCUGGGGCCUGUUUCACGAAAUUUUAACUAAGAUAAAAUCCAAAUUUUAGUAAUUUGAUUGGAUAAUAUUAGAUUGAUUUUAGUGCUUAGCCAAUCAAAAUUGAAGUAUCUACUAAAGUUUGGAUUUUAUCUUUAGUUAAGAUUUCGAGAAACAGGGCCCAGAACCUUUAAGAACUUUAAGAUUUACAUUUAGGUUUGAUUUAAAAUUGACAGGUGGAGUUGGAGUAGCUCAGAAAGCUAAACUUAAAUUUGACUUUUUAUUUGGUGAUGGUGCUGGACAUCAUACUAUCAAAAGAGUCAUAAUAGGGCUAUGGACCAGGGAUGCUAUUUUAAAAUUUUGCUCGUGGGACAUUCUUAGUUGGGGUUAAUAGAGGCCAGAAUUAGGUCAUAGUAUGGACCCGUGGCUAAAGUAGGGAUGGGGAUGUACAUAUAAGGGAAAAUUGUUUCCAGUGUUAAAAGUUUUAGGAAAAAGUAAAAAUGCUCAGAUUUGUCUAUAUAAUUUUAUUCAAAUACUCUUUAUAUAAAAAGGCAUACUCAGCAAUAGUAGGCCUAGUUGUCAAUAAAAUCUAAUGGGUGAAAAUAAAUACUAUAAUUGUACUAGUAUUGUAUUAUAUUUACUGUAGAUUUUAAAUAAUAAUGAUAUUAAUAAUGUUGUAUGUACUCCUUCAUUUUUAUUGUCAAACAAUUAUAUUAAUCAAAAGAUAUAUAAAAAGAUCUUCACAUGUAUCAUAAAUAAUAGUAUAUUUACUGUGUGAUAUUUAUUUAGAUUUAAUCAAAUGAUGUUGCUUGUCCUAUAUCUGUGAAAAGAUCCUGUAAUUGACCUUCUGUAUGAUAUACUAAUGUUAGACACAUUCGCAUGGCUGCCAAUAUCACUGAUAAAGAUAACAUCAGGGCAAGUAAAUUAUAACUUUCAAUAUUAAUUUUUUUUCUGCUGGUUAACACAUGCGUAUUCAAUCAUAACGUCUCUCAUGGAGCCAAGUGGUGUUGUUUCGAUUCCCCACUUGUAUGUCCAACCUCGUGGGUUUUCUCCGGGUCCUCCGGUUUUCUCCCACUGCUAAAGAAAUGAAAUGAAAUGGGGUUUAACAUCUACAUACAAGCGAAUUAUAUUGUAAUUGAACCAUAUGUUUGUCCCGAAAUUACAUAGUUUGUGUCGAGUGGACGUUAACCCCCCCUCCCUCUCUCUCUCUCUCUCAUAUUUACGUGGGAUCUACUUUUGACUGGCAUCCAUUAGCAGAAUUUGAAAUAAAACUUUCUUUCCUUUCUACAUUUCUGGCACGACCAGGUAUGAUUAUUGACAUGAUCAAAUAGGCAUCCUUAGGUCAUUCUGACGUCCAAAUGUAUCUGCGAAUUGGUCCCGUACGAGAUAAGGCUGUUUUAGUUAGUGUUAGCGACUCUACAAACCCGUCUUCGUUAGCUCAGUCGGUACAGGAAAAAAGGGCGUUAAACCCCAUUUCAUUUUGAACCUACAAACUCCACCUGAGGGAUUGUCUGAAAAGCAAAACUGGAAAAAGAAACAUGGCGCACCUCGUUAUCUGUUUCCGACAAUUUUUUUUUCUAAUUUGCCUAUAAUACCGAUAUUUAGACAAUUGCCGUGUAGUGAUGUCCUUCUCACUAGUUACAAUGCCAUUAAUUUUGAAUGUCAAAACUAAUUAUAAUGAUAAAAAGGGUCAUUUUUAACGCAAAUUAUAACGGUUAUUAAAUGUCAAAACUAAUUAUUAUGAUAAAAAAAGGUCAUUUUUAACGCAAAUUAUAAUAUUUAUUGUAGUAAUGAUGAAUUUAUAUACAAUACAUAUCUUUAUAUAUAAAGUAGAAGGUAUUAUUUUUAACAUUAUAUAUUUACACGCAAUAUGACCUACAUGGCACCAUCAGGAACUAGUGUAAAUGAAAUGAAGUGAAAUGACAUGAGGUUUAAUGUCCUACUGUUCUGCUCCCAUGGGGCUAAUGAAGACGGACAUAAGCCAUACAAUGUGCUACGAGCGAAAUUUUUCCCCGGACAUUUACGCUCGUCCUAUUCUUAUAUCGAAUUCCAACUGGCAAAGGUGCACGUCAAUGUGACCCAUCUGAACCAUUAUACGACGUCCCUUGCCAUAUCCGAUUUUGACGAAACUUGAAAUAAUGUUUAUGUAUCGGACAGUAACUUCACGGAUUGUGGUCCAUGACUAUAAGAAAACUCACGUUUUUAACUUGUGGACACUCUAGAGGUCACUAUUUUUAUCCCAUUUUUAUGAAACUUAAAAUGUAUGUUUACAACCCAACGAUCUCGCGGUUCCUUUCGAUAUGCGUGCAUAUGGGACGGUAACUUCCUGGGUUAUGACCUCUGAUUAUACAAAAAAAUCGCGUUUUUAGCUUGUGGCCCUCUAGAGUCCACAAUUUUUAUUCGAUUUUGAAAACCGUUCAAAUAUAUCACCGUUACACCUGAAUGACGGUUGAGUUCGCAUUUCGUGAAAAUUGGACCGAAACUGCCAGACAAAAUGGCCGCUCCGCGUGUGCAAAUAGUGUAACAGUAUAUAAUACCACAACUGCCAGACAAAAUGGCCGCUCCUCGUGUGCAAAUAGUGUAACAGUAUAUAAUACCAAGGUUGUGGACACUGUAGAUGUCACAAUUUUUAUCCGAUUUUGAUGAAAUUUGAAAUUUAUGUUUAUACCCCAAAAAUUUCGGCUCCUUUCUAUAUUCGCGGAUAUCUGACCGUAACUUCUAGGAGUGUGACCCCCGAAUGUAUGAAAAAUCAGGUUUUUAGCUUGUUGACCACCUAGAUGUCACAAUUGUUAUUCGAUUUUGAUGAAACUCUAAAUGUAAUGUUUAUAUCCUAAGAUUUUGGUUCUUUUUGGUUUUGUCAUGGACCAUGGUUUUGUCGCAUGCCGGGCUGUGACAUCCUGGAUUAUGCUAUGGCAUCAGAUUGUACAAAAAAAACCCCUAACGCUUUAUUAGUUUGGCUUAAAUAUUCACACAACGUCAGUCUAUAUUUUCAACAUUUACUGGAAUGUCUACGGUGAUCUAACAGGACUAGUCCAAUGUACCAUUGAAGGUGCCGAACGAAUGGACGUUAUGUUGGCAAACAGGCAAGAACGUUUUGUACUUUGCUUCAGGGCAUUUUUCAGUAUACAAAGUAGUGGGGCAAUCUUCUUUGUAAAGAAAUACGCUUUGGGGCAAUACCUACAAUUACGCGCUUUUGGUACGUUUUAGGAGAGGAAAAGUAGUAUAUUUACGUACUCUGAAAUAGUCCGUAAUUAAAAAAGUACCGCCUGUAUGUGCCCUUGUUAAUAGUAUUGCAUGCAUUAAAUUCAAGAUGGUAAAUUAAGACGGGGGUCUAGACGGCCCCCAUGAACAUGAUAGAAUUAAUGUAUUGAACUUUAAAUUGUAAUAAACAACAAUGACGGUCCA